This is a messenger RNA of Cyprinus carpio (common carp), 4078 nucleotides long. Its product is annotated as 5'-AMP-activated protein kinase catalytic subunit alpha-2-like. Gene Ontology annotation, molecular function: ATP binding; protein serine/threonine kinase activity. Gene Ontology annotation, biological process: intracellular signal transduction; protein phosphorylation. Gene Ontology annotation, cellular component: cytoplasm. NCBI's taxonomy places the organism in Eukaryota, Metazoa, Chordata, Actinopteri, Cypriniformes, Cyprinidae. The record is from RefSeq and is a predicted model, not a curated record.
GUGCUAAUAAGCAGUGAGGGGAAUAGGCUACUUGUUUACCUAAACCGCCCACUUUCCCAGCAGUUAACGCCUUAUCAGAGAGCUGUGUGUUUGUGUACAGUUUACAGAGUCUCCCUGAAGCUGAAUUCAGAUCAGCACUUAGAGGGGUUUACAGCUCGCUACCUCAUGUGCUCAAUCCCGCCUUCUGUAAAGCAGCCCAGGAUCUCACAUAGUAAAAUGGCUGAAAAGCAGAAACACGAAGGCAGGGUAAAGAUAGGACACUACAUCCUCGGAGACACUCUGGGAGUCGGGACAUUUGGAAAAGUGAAGAUUGGAGAGCACCAGCUAACAGGACAUAAAGUUGCCGUGAAGAUCCUCAACAGGCAGAGGAUCCGCAGUCUCGAUGUCGUGGGGAAAAUCAAGAGAGAGAUUCAGAACCUUAAGCUCUUCAGACAUCCACACAUCAUCAAGCUGUAUCAGGUGAUCAGCACUCCCACAGACUUCUUCAUGGUGAUGGAAUAUGUGUCUGGAGGGGAACUCUUUGACUAUAUUUGUAAGCAUGGAAGGGUGGAGGACACAGAGGUGAGACGUCUUUUCCAGCAGAUCAUCUCAGCGGUAGAUUACUGCCACAGACACAUGGUGGUGCACAGAGACCUCAAGCCUGAAAAUGUACUGCUGGAUGGCAACAUGAAUGCCAAGAUCGCUGACUUUGGUCUGUCAAACAUGAUGUCAGAUGGAGAGUUCCUGAGAACGAGCUGCGGAUCACCAAACUAUGCUGCACCAGAGGUCAUCUCAGGAAGGCUGUAUGCUGGUCCAGAGGUGGACAUCUGGAGCUGUGGCGUCAUUCUCUAUGCACUGCUCUGUGGGACUCUGCCGUUUGAUGACGAGCACGUGCCCACACUCUUCAAAAAGAUCCGUGGAGGGGUCUUCUACAUCCCAGAAUACCUCAACCGCUCAGUGGCCAGUCUACUUAUGCUUAUGUUGCAAGUGGACCCACUAAAGAGAGCUACUAUCAAAGACAUCAGAGAGCAUGACUGGUUUAAGCAGGACCUUCCUUGCUACCUCUUCCCCGAGGACCCCUCGUACGACGCCACAGUGGUGGACGAGGAGGCAGUGCACGAGGUGUGUGAGAAGUUUGAGUGCACUGAAGCCGAAGUGCUGAGCAGCCUCUACAGCGGUGACCCUCAAGACCAGCUGGCCGUGGCGUACCACCUCAUCAUCGACAACCGCCGCAUCAUGAACCAGGCCAGCGAGUUCUACCUGGCCUCCAGUCCCCCAACCAGCUCCUUCAUGGAGGAGGGCAUGCCUCUGCCACCAGGGGUCAAACCUCACCCCGAACGGAUGCCCCCGCUCAUGGCCGACAGCCCGAAGGCACGGUGUCCUCUGGACGCCCUCAACACCACCCGACCCAAACCGCUGGCGGUAAAGAAAGCAAAAUGGCACCUGGGCAUACGGAGCCAGAGCAAACCCUACGACAUCAUGGCUGAGGUUUAUCGUGCCAUGAAACAGCUGGAGUAUGAAUGGAAAGUGGUGAACCCCUAUCACCUGAGAGUGCGCCAGAAGAAUCCUGUCACUGGGAAUUUUGUGAAGAUGAGUCUGCAGCUCUACCAGGUGGACAAUCGGAGCUACCUGCUCGACUUCAAGAGCAUUGAUGACGAUAUGAUCGAGCACAAGUCAGGGUCGUCGACACCCCAGCGCUCUGGCUCUACGGCUGGCCUCCAUCGACCGCGCCUCAGCAUCGACUCUGCGAGCGUGGCUGUUGAGAUGCCCCAGCUGAGCAGCUCUCUGCCGGGCUCUCUGACCGGGAGCACACCUCUGCUGGCUCCGCGGCAGGGCAGCCACACCAUGGACUUCUUCGAAAUGUGUGCCAGCCUCAUCACUACCCUGGCUCGCUGAGACCCUCGCACACCAUCAUCUGAUGGUCUUUACCUCUUUAUAUUCAAAAAGUGAAGGGUUAAGGGUUGUGAUUUUUGGAGUUGGGGUGCUUUUAGGUCAGUCCUACAGUAGCGACACAAACAUACGGUGCCUAAAGAGUUUUUGGACUGACCUACAAAUGUAUGAAAGUCAUUGCAUUAGUUAACUAAUAAUAAUAUCAUAGCCAUCAGCAGACAAGUCAUGAUUUUUUAUCAUCAUCACUUAAAGGGUUAGUUCACCCAAAAAUGAAAAUUAGCCUGUGUUUUACUCACCUUCGAGGCAUCCUAGGUGUAUAUUACUUUCUUCUUUCAGACGAAUUCAAUCAGAGUUUUAUUAAAAAUUGUCCUGGCUAUUCCAAGCGUUACCAUUGCAGUCGGUGGGUGUUUCUGUUCAACAGUCCACAAGACGUCAAAUAAAGCGUGGGCAUCCAUAAUAAAACAUGCCUCACAUGGCUCCAGGGGGUGAAUAAAGGCCUCUUGUAACGAAUCCCAAACAAAAUCUCUUUAUGGAACAUGAUCUUUACUUAAUAUCCUAAUGAUUUUUGGCAUAAAAGAAACAUUUAUAAUUCUGACACAUACAGUGUAUUGUUGGCUAUUGCUGCAAAUAUACCCCAGUGACUUAAGACUGGUUUUGUGGUCCAGGGUGACAUAUUUAAAAAUAAGACAUUGCUUAGGUUUUCACUGCAAUAGUUACCAAUUAUUAAUAUUAUUAUUUGAAAUUAUAAAUGAUAAAUUCCGAUUAUAUUCCAUUGAUGUUUGACAAUCAGAUACUUUUUUUAACAGUGCAUUAUAUUGUUAUUUUAAACCUACCUUGGAUCUUUUUUAAAUUAAUUUAUUUUAUUUUUUAAUCUAAUGCAAUGACAUUCAUUCUGUCCAAAACCUUUUUAGGGGCGCUUUAACCAGAGGUUCUCCUCAUCAUCAUGAGUUUAAAUAAUUGAAAAGCUACAAAAAUACUUCUGAUUUUAUAUACACAUUUUUUUUCUUUUUUUUUUUUACAAUAUGUAUAAUUAUACAGUAUAUUUAUAUUCUCAUAUCAAUCACUUGAGCUGUAUAGUUUAGUUUAAUAGCUAUUGAUUGCAAUGACAUACCAAAAAUAGGUUUAUACAUACAGAGCAAAGAUCAUUAUUUAAUCAUAUUAGAUAUUAUUGCUUAUUUUACAAAGAAUUCAUAUCUAUCAUAUUUAAGUGGUAAUUUAUGGAGUGAAGAACUUGAGUGUUCUGGGUUUGGCUUGCGGUCUCCAGAGAGAGCGUUUAUGCUGUUGCUGUAUGUCACAGUGGAUCUCUGAUGAUACACGCCAUGUGCAGUGGAAAAGCCUGACCGUGACCGUGAUCUGUGUCUGUCUCAGAGGCCUUGCUUACAUCAUGGGCUGUGCUGCUGCCACAGAAAGACAAAUAUGCUGGAGGGAGGUAGACCGACCAGCCAAAGAGCUUCAGUGUUGUGCCUUGAUAUGGCUAAAAUACAAACAGAGAAGAAUAGAGACAGAUGAAGUAGAGAAAGUGCCAGUCAUUUUGUUGAUACGAGUGAGCCUUUAAUUAGACGGCCUUAAAAUAUUCCCAAUGCUUGAGAUUACAGCCAGCCAGAAAGACCUUAUUGAAGCAUUCAUCCUGAAUGACACAUUCAGCUUUGUUAAAUUUAUUUAUGCGUUAAAACCUAGAUUUUAAUACUAUUUUAAAAAUUAUUUUAUGAAUCAUCAGACAAAAUUGAAAAAAGAAAACAAAUAAUAAUAUAUUGCAAUGUUUAUGUAUUAAAAUAUAUAUUUUAGCAAUCAAAAUGUAAUAUAUGCAGUACGCAUUUUAGAUCAUAAUUAUCUAAGUUUGUAUCCAUAAUAUAUCAAUUUCAUUUCUAUAGCUGAUACACUACCUGUCUAAAAUUUGAGGUAGGUAAGAUUUUUUUAAUGUUCUGAAUGUCUCCCCUGCUUAUCAAGGCUGCAUUUAUUUGAUCAAAAAUACAGUAAGAUUUUUAAAUAUUCUUAUAAUUUAAAAGAACUGUUUUCUAUGUGAAUGUAUUGCAAAUUGUAAUUUAUUUCUUUGAUGCAAAUGUGAAUUUGCAGCAGCAUUCAGCAGGAAUAUGAUGAUUUGCUGUUCAAGAAACAUUUCUAAAUUAUUAUCAGUUGAAAACGGUUGUGCUGCUUUGUUUUUGUGGAAACCAUAUUAAACAACCAUUCAAAAGUUUUGGGGUAAAUAAUU